UCUGAGGGCGCGAUUUGAGCAAUUAGAAGAUGCAAGGAAAUCGCGUUUAUGUGAAGAUCCGUUAAACAUGAAGUAAAUGUUUGGGUUUCUCAGAAACCUCACCAGGAUUUUACAGAUCCCUGGAAGGGACGCGCUCUGACAGUGCGAACCUCGGUCACAGUUCACGGGUCACGGUCAGUGGAGCGAGGAUGUCAAGAUAGAGCUUGGAAACGAGACUUCUACAUUUUUAUCUAAAGCUUAAGAAGACUGUUCGGACUAAUAUUAAAAUUGGCACAUGCCAGGACUUUUCUUGAUAUGCCAUUUUGAUGAAUCCCUACAGAUGUCUGAGUUAGUUCACUCUGGAUGUUGGGCCGCAGGAGCAGUUGUGUGACCCUGCAGGGUUGUGCCCGGACCGCCUUUUUGCUUAUUUUUGUAGACUGAUUAAUGACGGACAAGAUAAAUGAUUAUUUAUGAAAUUAUCAUUUUUUAUUCCCUCCACGCAAUUCACAAAAACUACUUUUACUCUUGACCGAAUAUAGGCCUUAGGUCUUCAGGGUCAAUUGUUUAUUUUCCAACCAAAGUUUCUUUGGACUUCUAAACAGCUGAAACUGCGUUUAAAAGAGACAUUUCCGAGCAGAACGGACUGACCACAAACGCACAAACCUUUAAAAGAAAAAAGUACUGGACAUUAAAGACUUUUUGCUUCUUUUGAACGGAAGGCCUGUCCUGCUAAACGAUGGAAAUCCACUGCAAACACGACCCGUUCGCAGCGAUGCACAGGCAUGGAGGGGUGAAUCAGCUGGGCGGGGUGUUUGUCAACGGGCGGCCCUUGCCUGACGUGGUGAGGCAGAGGAUAGUGGAGUUGGCCCAUCAGGGCGUACGUCCAUGUGACAUCUCCCGCCAGCUCCGGGUCAGCCACGGCUGCGUCAGCAAGAUACUGGGCAGGUACUAUGAGACAGGCAGCAUCAGACCAGGGGUGAUCGGAGGCUCCAAACCAAAGGUUGCUACACCCAAAGUCGUCGACAAAAUCGCUGAUUACAAACGCCAAAACCCCACCAUGUUUGCCUGGGAGAUCCGAGACAGACUGCUGGCAGAGAGAGUGUGUGAUAAUGACAGCGUGCCCAGUGUCAGCUCAAUCAACAGGAUAAUUCGCACUAAAGUCCAGCAACCACCUGGCCAAUCAGGAGCUAUCUCUGCCCAUAACUUAGCCUCUACAGUGGCAGUGACCCAGGUAUCCUCAGUAACCAGUGACACUGCAGGCUCCUCCUACUCUAUCAGUGGAAUUCUGGGAAUUAGCUCACCUGCCGAUGCAAGCAAGCGGAAGAGAGAUGAAACUCUACAGGAUUCUCCUUUGGCGAAUGGCCACGUCCAUUCAGGGCGGGACUUCCUGCGGAAGCAGAUGCGAGGAGAGCUCUUUACGCCGCAGCAGCUCGAGGUAUUGGACCAUGUCUUUGAUCGACAGCCCUAUCCCGACAUUUACCCCGUCCCUGACAGCAUCAGCUACAAGCCCGCCCAGACGUCUGAUUACUCGGCUAUGGCAUCUCUGGCUGGUGGAUUGGAUGAGAUGAAGAACAGCUUGUCCAAUCAGACAGGAGCAGAGUUGGGUUCCACUGUUGCGGGACCUCAAUCGUAUCCACUAGUGUCCGGUCGUGACCUGGCCAGCACCACGCUCCCUGGUUACCCUCCUCAUGUUCCUCCAACUGGGCAGGGUAGUUACUCCACACCCUCCCUCACAGGGAUGGUACCUGGAGGAGAUUUCUCUGGCAGUCCAUACUCCCAUCCGCAGUAUUCGACAUACAAUGAUUCUUGGAGAUUUGCAAACCCCAGUCUACUAGUGUUCCAGCAGGAGUAUGGUUCUUUACUGGGCUCGGAGAGAGCAGCUUCAUCGGGUCUAUUCUCCGGCCAAACCCCACAACCCACAGGAUCUCCAUACUACUAUAGCGCAGCCACACGGGGACCAGGAACGGCAGCAACAGCAACUGCCACUCCCUAUGACCGUCACUGACCAGCCGAGCAGAGGAGAAGAGGAAUGGUGAAGGAGUGGGAGAAACAAAAACAAAAAAAGAGGAGUGAGAUUGGAUUGAUAACGCCCACAUGAGACUGCCUACAUAUGGAAGAAAAGAAGUGGAGGAGAAGCAGGAAGGAGAAUGGAGAAAGAAAAAAAGAAAGAAAGAAGAGGUGACAAUGUUUUCCUGCCAAUUACAAUCAAUGGUCCAAUCAGUAGCUUCAGCUGAUGUGUCUAAUUUCUGUCCAUUAGUGGAAAGUAUACACCCAUUCACCUGUAUUCCUGUGGUCUCUCCUCACACUAAGGGGCUGUUUACAUGACACCGUUUUCAACUAAAAACGGAAACAUUUGAAUGCAUUUUGACCAUUCAUUUACACGGCAACAGCGUUCUGGGGGCCUGAAAACGCAAGCUUUUGAAAACGAUACCGUUAUCGUCUCCAUGUAAAUUACAAAAACGUGAAUUUGUGAAAAUGGUGACGUCAGGCGCAUGCAUAUUACAUGUUCA
Rhinichthys klamathensis goyatoka is the source of this 2489-nucleotide messenger RNA. RefSeq names its product paired box 5 (gene pax5). NCBI's taxonomy places the organism in Eukaryota, Metazoa, Chordata, Actinopteri, Cypriniformes, Leuciscidae. Gene Ontology annotation, molecular function: RNA polymerase II cis-regulatory region sequence-specific DNA binding; DNA-binding transcription factor activity, RNA polymerase II-specific. The transcript is spliced from 11 exons. Bases 716 to 1984 code for a protein of 422 amino acids. Gene Ontology annotation, biological process: regulation of transcription by RNA polymerase II; anatomical structure development. The record is from RefSeq and is a predicted model, not a curated record.